Molecule: messenger RNA, 468 nt
Organism: Colletotrichum karsti
Lineage: Eukaryota; Fungi; Ascomycota; Sordariomycetes; Glomerellales; Glomerellaceae
Exons: 6
Coding region: 1-468 (155 amino acids)
Cellular component (GO): nucleolus; small-subunit processome
Source: RefSeq, a predicted model, not a curated record
AUGGGUGUUCAAAAGAAGACAAGAAAGUUCGCCGAGGUCAAGCGAAUAAUCGGAAAGAAAGAUGGCCGACGCAAGGAGAACCUGAAGAAGGAGGAGGAUGCCAUCGCCAAGGCCAAGGGCGCCCGCGGAGGACCUGAUGGAGAGACGGUUGUCCGCGAGAUUCCUCAGGUGCCAUCGCAGCUCUUUUUCCAGCACAACGAGAUUCUUAUGGAUACCUCGUUCAUCAACAGGUCCGUUCAGAACAAAUUGGAGCCCCUAGAGGCCAUGAUGGACUGUUUAUACGCGUCCUGCGAACCAAUCGUCACGGACUGCAUUCUUGCUGAAUUGGAGAAACUCGGCCCCAAAUUUCGCAUUGCUCUACGCGUGGCGCGCGAUCCCAGAUGGACCCGUUUGAAGUGCACACACAAGGGCAUUCUGAAGGCUGGCCGCGGAAAAUACGUCAUCGAGAGGUUGCCUGGCGCAGAAUGA